AUGGGUUGUUGUGGUUUAACUUCUGAAUUUUGUGAUAAAGAUAAAAAAUGUUUUUCUAAUUGUGGAUAUGGUAAUUUACAUGGUGAUACAAGAGGUGAUUUAGAAAAUAUAGCUUAUUGGAUGGAUUCUGAUGGUUUAUUAGCUUAUGAUCCACAUAAGUUAGAUAAUGAAUAUUCUAGAGUACAUUAUGCAUUUGUUAAUAUAAAUUCUGAUUUUAGUAUAGACGAUAAUAGAUUUAGUCAAAGUGAAUUUUUGAAUAUAAAACCUAAAAAAAUUGCUAGCUUUGGUGGAAGAUUAGAACACAUAGUGACCAAAUUUCGUUUCUAG
Insectozyma verbasci is the source of this 327-nucleotide messenger RNA. The record is from the annotation of a GenBank genome assembly. Lineage: Eukaryota; Fungi; Ascomycota; Pichiomycetes; Serinales; Debaryomycetaceae.